Molecule: messenger RNA, 1695 nt
Organism: Penicillium odoratum
Lineage: Eukaryota; Fungi; Ascomycota; Eurotiomycetes; Eurotiales; Aspergillaceae
Product: fungal specific transcription factor domain-containing protein
Exons: 6
Coding region: 1-1695 (564 amino acids)
Source: RefSeq, a predicted model, not a curated record
AUGUUCCAAGCUACCAGUCAAUAUUUGUACUUACUUUCUGUUGAGGCCUCUGCAUUCCAUGAUAUAUUUGACCAAGAGCAGAUCCGUCCCUCAAUGAGUGACCAGCAAUCUAUUCUGGAUCGACUGGAUCGAAUUGAAGCUGCCUUGGGAAUUGAUCGAGACGUUCUAGAGGACUGUGUUAUUUCUUCAGUCUCCCCAGAAAAAAAAGACCAGUCUAUACCCGUACAAAAGGCUAUGGAAGCCAUUGCUCAUCUAAGAUGUAUUACUCGACCAGCACAGAAUGAGGCCAUCUGGUCUCGACCGAACAUUAAGUGUCUUUGGACUUCAUUUCUCAAUAAUCUACCACUACUUCAUUUUUUGAAAGACCGAGAUGCUUUCAGUUCCCCAACACCAUUGUUACUCGCUUCUGUUCUUUACAUUGCCGCUCUCAAUCACCCAUCUUCCGAGAUGGGAUCCCUUGAAUCGGGCUACUUUAUGGCGACUUGCUGUGCAAUAGCUGAGCUGGCAUCAUCGGGCUUGAAUCCAGGUCUUACUCCCAGGAACAAACAAGAAUCACUAGAUACCAAGACACGGAGAGCAUUUUGCAAUAUCCUUGGUUUGAUCAUGGCAAGUCUAAGCUCCGAGGCUUAUGUUGACACGACCGGCUUAUGGAUCGCAAUGGGCUACCGACUCUGGUUGGACCACUGUCCCUCUGAUCUGGACGAUUCAACGCUAGACUGGCGUGGAUUAUUUUCUGGUCUCCAAGUCAUAGAUAUCGAACAUGCGUCAAUCCACAUGUCCUACCCUCUCAUUCCUCGCCAGCCACCAAUACCUGGCAUCCAGCGUCUAGACAGCUACCAAGGAAACGCAUUUCAAGGCCUGGCCGAAAUGAUGCACUAUGGUCUAAGCCACUUUGUCGGAAGAGGCUUACCGACAAUAUGGUGUGCAAUAAAUGCAGAUGUCUCUGACUGUAUUACAGCCGUUCAAAGUCCGUUUACAGAGCAGGAUUCUGAAGUCAUUCGACUCUGGGCUCGAAAGCUCGAUGACUGGCUUGUUCGGUACAAUGGCGCGUCUCAACCAUCUCCGUCAGAUCGACAGGGUAUUUUGAUCUUGUUACAAUAUCACUUACACAAACUUUAUGUGUUGUCCAUCUACCACCCUGCCCGGGGAUUUGAUAUCAGCUCAGCAAACAUCACUCCCGUCGAGAGACAUGAGCUACUUGUGUCCGCUAGGGCAGUAUUAAGACUACGUCAAGACGACGCCAGCAUUUGGUCCAACUGGGAUCUGAUAAUGAUUACAUGGGCUGCGAUUUUGCUUCUUCGUGGGGUGGAGGAUGGCAUGACACACCAAGACGACCUACACCUCAUUCAAUCACACCUUCAAAGUCUUGAACGAAGUUCUCAAUCUACGGUCAGCAUACACACCGUUCUAUCACAGCGCCUAGAAUUCAGUAUGCAGGCCAUGCAUACCCCGCCGGAUACAAGCUCUGCAUUGGCAUUCCCGGGCCCUAGUGCCGAUGAUUCAUGGACGAUCUUCGAUCAUGAAAUCAUGUCACUAGCAAACCCGCCAUGGCUAUACCAGGACUCUGCUGCGUUCUCACAGGCCCAGAAGUCUCUAAGUCAGGUACCCGUCGGGCUCUCUGUCCCCUAUGACUCGGGUUUAUUAGAAAGUGGUAACCAAACCUUUGAAGCAAGCACUUGGAGUGUUGCCGAGUAG